Equus quagga is the source of this 3908-nucleotide messenger RNA. It is a transcript of the gene LIPH, whose product is annotated as lipase H. Gene Ontology annotation, biological process: lipid metabolic process. Gene Ontology annotation, molecular function: carboxylic ester hydrolase activity; lipase activity. The record is from RefSeq and is a predicted model, not a curated record. The transcript is spliced from 10 exons. NCBI's taxonomy places the organism in Eukaryota, Metazoa, Chordata, Mammalia, Perissodactyla, Equidae. Bases 105 to 1460 code for a protein of 451 amino acids.
UAGUUAUCUGGGCUCUCCCGGAGCGAGGCUCUCAGCGGAGACUCUGAGGCGCUGAGAAGGAAGUCGUUCUCUGGUGAGUGUGACGCGCUCGCUCCAGUUUCCACAUGCUGAAAUUAUACUUCUUCAUCAGUUUGAUGUGCUUGGUGAGACCAGACACAGAGGAAACAUGUCCUUCAUUCACCAGAUUGAGCUUUCCCAGUGCAGUGAUUGGUACGGGACUAAACGUGAAGUUGUUGCUUUAUACAAGGAGAAAUCCGACCUGUGCACAAAUCAUCGACCCCACGGCCAUGGGGAACUUGAACGUGACGAAGAAAACCACCUUCCUUGUCCAUGGAUUCAGGCCAACAGGCUCCCCUCCAGUUUGGAUUGAGGACUUAGUAGAGGGUUUGCUCUCUGUAGAAGACAUGAACGUGGUUGUUGUCGAUUGGAAUCGAGGAGCUACAACUGUAAUAUACACCCAUGCCUCUAAUAGGACCAGAAAAGUAGCAAGAAUCUUGAAGAAAUUUAUCGACCAGAUGUUGGCAGCAGGAGCUUCUCUUGAUGACGUUUAUAUGAUUGGAGUAAGUCUAGGAGCCCACAUAUCCGGGUUUGUUGGAGAGAUGUACAAUGGGCAGCUGGGGAGAAUUACAGGUCUCGACCCUGCGGGCCCUUUAUUCAACGGGAGACCUCCCGAGGACAGAUUAGAUCCCAGUGAUGCACAGUUCGUUGACGUCAUCCAUUCUGACAUUGACGCACUGGGCUACAGGGAACCAUUAGGAAACAUAGACUUCUACCCAAAUGGAGGAUGGGAUCAGCCUGGUUGUCCCAACACAAUAUUUGCAGGAAUACAGUAUUUUAAGUGUGACCACCAGAGGUCUGUGUACUUGUUCCUUUCUUCCCUGAGAGAGAACUGUGCUAUCACUGCAUAUCCCUGUGACUCCUACUGGGACUACAGGAAGGGCAAGUGUGUCCAGUGCGGCACACCACAAAAGGAGUCCUGUCCCCUUCUGGGCUAUUAUGCUGAUAAUUGGAAAGACUAUUUAAGGGCGCAAGAUCCUCCUAUGACUAAAGCGUUCUUUGACACAGCCAAGGAGAAGCCGUUCUGCAUAUAUCAUUACUUUCUGGAUAUUAUAACUUGGAACAAGAACAUAAGAAGAGGGUCCAUAACAAUCAAAUUGAAAGACAAAGCUGGAAACACCACAGAGUCCAAAAUUGAUCAUGAACCCACAACGUUUCAGAAAUACCACCAAGUGAGUCUACUUGCAAGAUUUAACCAAGAUCUGGAUGAAGUGGCAGACAUUUCCUUGGUGUUCUCUACAGGAUCUGUAAUAGGCCCGAAGUACAAGCUCAGAAUUCUCCGAAUGAAGUUAAGGUCACUUGCCCAUCCAGAGAGGCCCCAGCUGUGUCGGUAUGAUCUUGUGCUGAUGGAAAACGUUGAAACAGUCUUCAAACCUAUUCUUUGCCCCAAGUUGCAAAUGUAACUGUUGUCAGGACACGUGGGCACCAGUAACAUCAAGAAAGCUACAACUACAGGCUUUUUAAAAGCUUCACCUAGCCUUUUCCUCAAGGCACAAAAAGUAUGGAAUAACCAGCGUUUUUCCAUUAGUUGUCCUCUGGAUGUCACAUUGCAAAAUGUCAAACGAUCUUGGAUUAUAAAACAGUCUGGGGAAGGGAGCCCCUAAGUAGGGCAAGUCAGAAAUAGCCAGGCUCCCGACAGCUCAGUGCCUUGUCUGGCUGUGUCCUGGGGCCUCCUUUGUUCCAACCUGUCAAUUCUGCUGUCUGUCACUCCGGCAAUUCUGCCCAUGAUGGCGGUCAGUCAGCGUCCUACAGGGAAGGGCUGACUGGAGACUUCACUUUGGACUCGACUCCACCUUCCUUGUGCCAAAUUCCUCCAGGUCCCGCAUGUAGAAAGGCAUGGAAACCGACCUACCUCACAGGGCUAUUGUGUGGGUUUGGGAGGCAAGUGUGUGGAGGGCUAUUUGAAACCCUAUGGGUGCCACAUCCGUGAGUGGUUUGAUAAAUGUGAAUAUGCUUUUAUUUAUUUUGAUAUGGUUUAUCUAAGAUGCAAUAAGAGAGCUUCUCCUAAUCAACAUCAGCUUUUCUCUUGGGCUGUUUGCUCUGGGAUGGCAGGAAAGCCUUACCCCUGGCUUCUCACCUUUUCUAAAUUGGGGUUGGUGUAGGAGGAGGUGGGGACAGCAAAGAGGGCAGCUGCUGGGACUAGAUAGUGAGAGGAGGAAGGAAGACGGGCAGGGGAAGCAGUGGGCCAGCCUCGCUCACAGUGACCAGGGAUGGAGAGAGAGGCAGGCGAAAGCAGGCAGAGCUCGUUUUUCACUUAAGGUAAAGAAGGAUCACUUUAUAGGCAAUCUUCAUUUUAAGCAAUUCUUAACAAAUGUUUCUUUUUCCUUAUUACUAAUGCAAUCCAUGAUUAUUGAAGGAAAUUUAGAAAAUGCAUAGAUGCAAAGUGAAAACGUGCUAUCCAUAAUCCCACGUGUUAGAGGUAAUUAACGUUAACUUUUGGAGUAAUGUUAGCUUGUUUUGUUAACAUGGGAAUUCAAAGCAUGAACCGGUUUGCCUGUUGGAGCAUCUGAAGCCUUCAGUCUGAGGAAUUCUUAGGCUUCUCCAGGGGUAGGUGUGAUCUGUGAAUCUGGAAUGACAACAGCAGCCAAGUCAAGAGGCCCCAGAGGGCCAAGGCCAGAGAUGUCAGAACCAAGAGACGAUGGUCCCUGUGGUCAGAUGCCCAGUACAGUGACAGAGCCAGAGGGGUGGACACCACCCAUCCCAUAACUGCGGCCACUGAGGAAAGGUUCCUGGGAUUCCUGAGUGUCACAAGUCCCACUCGUAACUUCCUCCUCAUCCAAAUGAUGGUUCUUCUACUGUUUCCUGUGAGAGCAGCCUUUAUUUUAAAGAAGUGGACUCUCUAUUUCAUAAAUUAUAGAACUCUGUAAAUAUAUUCCUGUGUGGCACAUCUUACAGAUUUAUAUAGGUAGCAAAUAUGGAGUCUAUUUCACUUAAGUGAGUAAUGCCUGCAGUGAAUGGCUGAACUCUGACAGCAGUAAUGCUCAGUGAUGCUCCUGCCCACUUGGACAUCUUAUCAACCUUCCUCCUGCCCAUGUUUGCUCAGCAAUUGUGGGCAGAGAGAUCAGUGUGCUGAUAAGCCCUGAUUUCUUUGUAGCGUUUUACUGGUCCUGUAUUUUGAUUAGCAUGGUCACUUCUUUGUCCUCUUUGCCUUGCCUGGUAAGCAGGGGGUCAAAACAACAGCAAGAAAAUGCCAAGAAUAGAAUUUCUAUCAAUUUAGAAACUUCUUGGCCCAGUGGAUCUCUCUUAGCUUCUUCUCCUAGUGUCUCAUGGCACAUUACCUGGCUCGCUGUGGAAUGGGUGGAUGGAUGAACAAAUGGAUGAAUGAAUGGAUAAAUGGAUGAGUAAAGGAAGGAAGGAAAUUUGUUCACUGGAGUGGAAGUGAAUUUCAAUGAGUUUCAUAUAACAGUGAUCCGGAGAAAUGAAGACAGUUACAAGUGUGGUCCCUCUCUUCUAGAGUCUUUCUCCCAAGGCCCCUGGAACUUUUCACUGUCUCUUGUUAUCUCUGCCUCUCUCCCCUUCUCUUGGUCAGUGUAUCUGCCUGAAUCCCAAAUCCAAUUAAAUUGCAGUCUACCCUCUUCCCUCCCGUCUUCACCAAUUAUCUCCUGCUUAGCUUGAUUGUCACUUCAGGGAAGUCUUCUUGGACCUCAUUUCUCCAUGUAGCACACCGUACCUCUCCUUUUUAGCACUUUUUAAGUUGUAUUUUAAAAAUAUUUAUUUGUGUGAUUAUUUGAUUAAUGUCUGUCUUUCCACUACUGCUCUGCAAGGCAGGGGGUGCGUGCCUAGUGAGGUACCUACAAUAUAGUCUGUGCUCAGGAAAUAUUUAUUAAAUAAACACUGUCUUGUGAGCCCUG